AUGGCAGCAGAUGACUAUGAAGAGGUGGUGUCAGGUGGAGGACUCAAGCUAAAAGGGGCCGAUCUCGGUAAAAAAAAGAAAAAAAAGAAAAAGUCAUCCCUUUCGACCUCGAUGCUGGACAAAGACAAAAGCAACUAUACCGAACUAGCGAAAUCAUUAAUCGAGUCAUCCUCAUCACUACAGAAGCAGAAGCUGCGAGAAGAAGGACGAGCCACAUCGGAAGAACAGAAAGAAUCAACUUCAUCUUCAAUCGCUACGUCGGUUAACAUCACCAGAGUGGAGAAAACUAGGGCCGAAAUCAAGUUCGAGGAAACCCAAAAAAUGAGGUUGCUCGAGAAAGUUAAGAAACAAGCGUUGAAAACUCACAAGGAUAGAGUCGCCGAUUUCAAUACCAGAUUAGAGAAUCAAUCCGAACACUUUGACAUCCCAAAGGUAACGUCCAGCUCAUUUUCGCCGACGAGGCGCCCAUCUGGCUUUUCAGUUUGGCUAAUCCAACCAUUUUGGUAUUGUUUUGUACAACUUUCUUUCUGCCCGCAGGUCGGACCUGGCUAA
Molecule: messenger RNA, 552 nt
Organism: Puccinia triticina
Lineage: Eukaryota; Fungi; Basidiomycota; Pucciniomycetes; Pucciniales; Pucciniaceae
Exons: 2
Coding region: 1-552 (183 amino acids)
Cellular component (GO): nucleolus
Source: RefSeq, a predicted model, not a curated record